CAUUUUCCAACCGUUUAAACCCCAUUUUCCUUCUGUUUCCACUCCAUCUUCAACCUCUGUUUUCCACAAUCCAAGUUUCUCUCAAACACCUAUUUGAUUUAUGGCGUCAAGAAAGCUUCUUAUUUUCUCGUUCCUCAUCACCCUUCUCUUCAAACCCAGAUCUUUUCUUGCUUCUUCGGAGAAUGUGAAUUUCGAUUUCCAGUCCUUCACUCUCCGCAACCUCACCCUCCUCGGUGACUCCCAUCUCCGGAACGGCGUCGUCGGCCUCACCCAAGAGCUCGAUGUUCCCUGUUCAAGCUCCGGCACCGUGAUUUACGACCAACCAAUCCCUCCGAGUUCUUUUGGUGAUGGGUUGGCGUUUUUCCUUUCUCCGGAUAAUCAGACUCUGGGUAGGCCAGGAGGGUAUCUGGGCCUGGUUAAUUCUUCGCAGUCGACCAAGAACAUGUUUGUCGCAGUUGAGUUCGACACCAGGUUGGAUGCCCAUUUUGGCGACCCAAAUGAUAAUCAUGUUGCUUCAACAGAAGGCAGCACUGAGAUUCACUUGAUUGAGAAUUGGAGCUUUCAUGGUUCUGGGUUAUCUCCAGUUCGGCAUCCUCACAAUGUAUCUGAUAGUUCAGUGACGACAAUAACAGAUAUCCAUAGAUUCAGUUCUGGUAAUAAGCAUCACAAGAAGCUUGGUUUGGGUCUGGGAAUUUUUGGUCCGGCGUUCUUUUGUGUAGUUCUUUCAGUGUUCCGCUAUAUUUCUCUGAGAAAAUGGAAGGGUACGAGAACAGAGAAAAACCCCAAAGCAGAGUUCGUAGCGGGGCCCCGACAGUUUAGUGACAAAGAGCUUAUGUCAGCUACGAGAGGGUUUCAUUCAAGCAGAAUCAUAGGCCACGGUGCAUUUGGGAAUGUUUAUAAGGCCAUCUUUAUGUCUUCUGGUACAAUUGCGGCGGUGAAAAGAUCAAGGCAUUCCCAUGAAGGUAAGACUGAGUUUCUUGCUGAAUUGUCCAUUAUAGCUCGCUUAAGGCACAAGAAUUUGGUUCAGCUACAGGGUUGGUGUGUUGAGAGGGGUGAAUUACUGCUUGUUUAUGAAUUUAUGUCAAAUCGAAGCCUUGAUAAAAUGCUGUAUCCAGAAUCUGGACAUGGCAUGUCAUUGUGUUGGACCUGUUGGUGCCAUAGGAAGAAUAUUGCAGUUGGUCUGGCCUCUGUGCUGUGUUACCUGCAUCAAGGAUGUGAGCAGCAAGUCAUUCACAGAGACAUAAAGACUAGCAACAUAAUGCUUGAUGGAAACUUCAAUGCAAGGCUUGGUGAUUUUGGAUUGGCAAGGCUCAUGGAUCAUAGGAGUCCUGUUUCCACACUUACUGCAGGAACCAUGGGGUGCCUUGCUCCCGAAUAUCUUCAUUGUGGGAAGGCAACCGAGAAAACUGAUGUUUUUAGCUACGCUGUUGUUGUGCUGGAAGUAGCUUGUGGUAGGAGGCCAAUUGAGAAGGAACCUCAUAGUCAAAAACUAGAGAAUUUGGUUGAUUGGGUUUGGGGAUUGCAUACUGAUGGAAGGAUCUUGGAGGCGGCAGAUAAAAGAUUGAGUGGGGAGUUCGAAGAGGAAGAGGUGAGGAAGCUACUGCUGGUGGGUUUAAGCUGUGCAGACCCUGAUAGCGCAGAGAGGCCUUCAAUGAGGAGGUUUCUUCAGAUACUCAACAAUGAGGCUGAGUCAGUAUUAGUGCCAAAGAGGAAACCAAGCCUUAUUUUCUCUUGUAGCUUGACUGUUGAGGACAUUGUUUCCGACGAUGAAGAGUGCCAGAGAGCUUCUGUUAGUCAUGAUGAAGAUGACAUGACGAAUUCUGCUAGUCAAGUGUGAGAUUAAAUUUCACUGCUAGAUUUCAUGUUCACUUUAUAAGCGCCUAUUGAUUGUUUGACUGUUUUAAUUGCUUUAACCAUUGCAUCUCUUUUGUUAUUUUUUAGUUCGCUGACUUGAGACGAGGAGUUCACUGGCCCGAGUUCAAAACUCAUAUUGAACUGUAUGGUCUCGGCAAAUAACUAAGCUUCAAUGAAAAGUUUGAAUAUGU
Messenger RNA from Rubroshorea leprosula, 2045 nucleotides. NCBI's taxonomy places the organism in Eukaryota, Viridiplantae, Streptophyta, Magnoliopsida, Malvales, Dipterocarpaceae. The record is from the annotation of a GenBank genome assembly.